Molecule: messenger RNA, 438 nt
Organism: Ailuropoda melanoleuca (giant panda)
Lineage: Eukaryota; Metazoa; Chordata; Mammalia; Carnivora; Ursidae
Gene: CLPSL2
Product: colipase like 2
Exons: 3
Coding region: 1-438 (145 amino acids)
Biological process (GO): digestion; lipid catabolic process; response to food
Cellular component (GO): extracellular region
Molecular function (GO): enzyme activator activity
Source: RefSeq, a predicted model, not a curated record
AUGGCCACAGCCUUUGUGCUCCUUGCGGGGGUCCUGCUCCCUUGCUGGGGUGAGUUCCUGCCCUUUAAAAAGAAGUUCCUGAAGGUGCAGGGGUGUCACCUGGUGGUCACCAUCUCGUGGCUUCUCUUCCUGGACCCCUGGGGCCUUGGCAAUGCCACACAUCCUCCCUCCCCUUCCUACGCAGCCAGAGAGCUGGUGACGCAAGAGCUGUCCCCACAGGUGAAGGGGGCUGAGUGCUCCCACCACUCUGAGUGCGCCAGUGACUGCUGCCUAAUGGACCUGGACCGUGCCGGUGCCUUCUGUGCCCCCAAGGCCAGAAUCGCCAUGCUGUGCUUGUUCCAGACCAAGGGAGCCAUCAACAUCAUCUGCCCCUGCCAAAGGGGCUUGAGUUGCAUAUCCAAGGACCCAGUCUGCCCCCGCCGCUGCCAUUUGAUUUAG